This is a messenger RNA of Aphanomyces astaci, 1223 nucleotides long. RefSeq lists its product as hypothetical. The record is from RefSeq and is a predicted model, not a curated record. The coding region runs from base 20 to 1018 and encodes 332 amino acids. The transcript is spliced from 2 exons. Lineage: Eukaryota; Oomycota; Saprolegniomycetes; Saprolegniales; Verrucalvaceae.
UUUUCAUAUCCAACGCGGCAUGUCAACUCCUGCGCCUUCCGUGUGCCCCGACUGCCAAAAGCACCUGGGUGCUUGGUUCAAUCGUGGCACCGCCUGCGCACUCUGCUCCCGCGUGUGCUGCGCGACAUGUCUCGAUUUUGCCCUGUACACGGACCCGACUACGAUCUCGUCCAUGUGCAAGGCAUGCUUUACUUCGAAAUGGGCGCUGGACAUGACCCAACACGUCGAGGUGUUUGGUCCGUCCAUCCAAGAGAGCGCCGGACCCGCGGUGGUGCUUGUGCACGGGGGCGGCGGGUGUCGCAGCAUGUUCAUUCCGCACGCGAAGUCACUCGCGGCGGUCAACGUGCGCUGCGUGUUGGUGGACUUGCCUGGCCACGGCAGUCGCAUGGACGAGCUGCUGACGCUGGAUUCUGCCAUCGCGGUGAUCUUGGAAGGCGCGGCGCUAGCCGGCACGUGGCGGGGUGACGUCGCGCCAGUGUAUGUCGGUGGAUCCCUCGGUGGCUACAUUGGCAUGGAGUUAUUGGGGCAGCACCCAACAAUGUUCUCCAAGGCCGUGAUCCUCAUGUGCGGUCAAAACGUCGGCGUGAACCGUGGGUGGGCGGCUGGGCUGGGGCUGAUUGUGCUGGAUUGGGUGUCUUCGACUUUCAGCGCGGCCACACUGCUCAAACUCAUGCACGACCAAGUGCAAGCCAACGGCCACUUGGAUCGUGACAUGAUUGAGAACGACAUCAAGAAAUGCGGGUUCUUCUUUCACCAGUCCAAGGCCCAGAUUGCCAUUCUCAAAGCCACGAAUCCAGCGGAAGCCCUCAAGAAGUACCGUGGUCCAGUGCUGUUUAUCAACGGCUCCAAGGAUCACCGCGACUCGGACGCAGUCUGGCUCGCCGCUGCCUCCGCCCCCGCCUCAAAGUUGAUCGUGUACGACGGCGCCGAUCAUUUCUUCUCCCACGACACGCGAUAUUUGCCCCAAUUCCUCGACGAGCUCCAUGCGUUUGUCCUCCCGACCCCCCCGCUUGAUUAAUCGAAACGGAUUUCAAUGGUUUACAUGCUACGUUGGGGUGUCAGUGGUCGAGGUGCUUAGUGUGACAAAGUAUGAAGGGUCGCCUGCUGUGUAAAUGUUUUGCUAUGAUCGCGUGGUAGUCAGAACACCACGAAUGUCAGCAGCUCAGCAGUAUUGUACCGGUCAUAAACUUGCUUAAAUAUAUAGUCUUAGCACUGAUCUUCGC